This is a messenger RNA of Lycium barbarum (goji berry), 666 nucleotides long. RefSeq lists its product as uncharacterized. The transcript has 2 exons. Gene Ontology annotation, molecular function: DNA-directed DNA polymerase activity. The coding region runs from base 89 to 469 and encodes 126 amino acids. NCBI's taxonomy places the organism in Eukaryota, Viridiplantae, Streptophyta, Magnoliopsida, Solanales, Solanaceae. Gene Ontology annotation, cellular component: delta DNA polymerase complex. Gene Ontology annotation, biological process: DNA synthesis involved in DNA repair; DNA-templated DNA replication. The record is from RefSeq and is a predicted model, not a curated record.
AUUCCAACAGACUCUUCCUCUCCAACUUAAUUCUCCACAAGAACAAAUUCAAAAUUCAAAAAUCUCAGAGAAGAAAAAAAAAAAAACAAUGGCGUCGAAAUCAGACAUGAAAGGUUUCUACAAGCAAAAAAAGAAUAGUGGUGGCAUCACUAAACAAUCAAAAUCGUCUUCAACAUCUACCAAGAAAUCAACCUCACCAAAAAAGUCUGCAGCAAUUGGCUCUAAUGUUACUCAACCCUCAGCACUCAUCUCUCAUGGAUCUCUUGAUUUGCAAGAUAAUUAUGAUCAGAAUGAGGAAGUGUUGAGGCAAUUCGACAUGAAUAUGGUUUAUGGGCCAUGCCUUGGAAUGAGCAGACUGGACAGGUGGGAGCGUGCUAAGAAACUUGGUUUGAACCCUCCAACGGAUGUGGAGCGGCUAUUAGGGUCUAGCAAGGUUCGCAAUGAGUCCUUGUGGGAGAGUCGCGUUUAGCCACCUUCUGUAUUGCUCCGGUCUUUUGGUUUACGUCUAAGCUGCAAGGCCUCUUUGUUUUGGUUUUGGUUCUUUUGGGGGUGUGGGAAGGUAUCAUAUGUACAAAAAGAUUUACAGCAGCUAGCUGUACUAUAAGUAUCUUUAGCUAUGCACUUCUUGACUGUAACUUAAAUGUGAUUGCCUUGAACUUUUGUGCU